Messenger RNA from Moesziomyces antarcticus, 2337 nucleotides. RefSeq lists its product as uncharacterized. The transcript has a single exon. The record is from RefSeq and is a predicted model, not a curated record. Gene Ontology annotation, molecular function: protein binding. Bases 1 to 2337 code for a protein of 778 amino acids. Gene Ontology annotation, cellular component: NuA4 histone acetyltransferase complex. NCBI's taxonomy places the organism in Eukaryota, Fungi, Basidiomycota, Ustilaginomycetes, Ustilaginales, Ustilaginaceae.
AUGAAUCCGACGAUCCCAUCGCCACACGCACUGCAGCCGUCGGCGCUGGCCAAGCUGUCGUUGCGCGACAAGCUGCUGCUCGCACAGGCGGUGCACGAGGUGGGCACGUCGCCGCCCGACUGGGGCCGCGUGUCGUCGCUGCUGCUCGCGCAUCCGCUCAUCCGCCAACAGUCGCGUCUCGAGCAGGCCGCGCAUGCCGGCCUCACGCUCGGCCGCAUCUUUGGCACGCGCGAGUGCGAGCGCGCAUGGACCGCGCUCAUGCGUCAGCGCGGCCUCGUGCUCAGCAAGGAAGAGGCGGCACCCGAACCACCCACACCCACGACCCCCAGCACGCCCAAGCCCAAGGAGCCGCGCGGGCUGCAGCCGCGCACCGACCGGCGCUCGCAGCUCGCGCUCGCACAGCUGCUGUACGCCGAGCGCAUGGAAGAGCUCAAGGAGCAGAUCCGCGAAAAGGAGGAGCAGUUCAAGAGCCUCGUCAAGGAGAUCGACGACAUCAAGUCGGGCAAGGCGGAUGCAAGGCUCGAGAUGGAGCUGCGCAUCGAGAUGGAGAACCUCGCCAACGGACCACCGCUGCCGCCGUCCACACCGGCAAGCGCGGCGCCAUCCGUAGCCGCACCUACCACGCCCGGAUCCAAUGCAUCCACCACGCCAAAGAGCGCCAAGAAGGGCCGCACACGCGCAGAGAGCUCGGCAACCCAGCCGGGCGAGCUGUCCAAGGGCUCGCCGCGGUCUGAAGUGGGCUCGGCACCCAACAGUGCAUCCAAGAAGCAGGAGGCCAAGCCGAGCGCGCUCGAACCGAGCUCGCCGACCAAAUUGAUACCAGGACCCACGCCGGCGUUGCCCAGUACACCUUCGAUCACACUUCCGCCGCCCAUCUCGGCGAACAAGGCCGCGGUGUCAGAAGCAGUAGCCUCGACCUCAACAGGCACCCCAGCAACAGCAGCAGCGGCAGCAGUGGAGGCAGCGACGGCGGCACCAGCGGCACCAGCGCCAAGCUCAGCAGUCGGUGACAGCGCUGCUGUUGCUGCGCCAUCGGAUGGUGCGGCUGCAUCGGGGAUGACGACGGCCGAGGCAGAGCAGGCGGUGGCGUCGGCAGCCACGCACGCGGCAGUGCAGGCGCUGCAGGACGAGAAGGCGGCGAGCAAGGCGCUCGAGGCACAGGUGGAGCAGGCGGCGGAAAAGGUGGUCGAGACCUCGACGAAUCUCGAGCUGGCGGCGCAGGCCGAAGGCAGCAGCACAGCCGAGCAGAGCGGUGCCGCCUCGUCCGAGGCCGGCGAAUCUGCACCCGCCGCGGCGCCACCAGCAGCGGCGAAGGAGGUGCCCACGAAAGACGUCGCGCCGGCUGCGCCUGCGGCAGACGUGGUGGUCAAGGAGAAGGAGCCGGCACCGGCUGUGCAGAGCGAUGCAGCUCCUGCCGCGCCGACAGCGGCCGUGGAGGGAAAGACAGCCGAAGCGCGCGUCGAGUCGGCCGGGGCAGUCGCCGACGCAGUGUCGAACAAACGAAAGCGCAGCGGCGACGACGAGGCAUCUGCAGCGGCAGAGGAGACAAAGGCGGACAAGCGCGAGCCAGCUGCAGUAGCGCCGACGGAUGGCGGCUCGCCGGUGAAGAAGGCACGGACGGCGGAUGCGGUCGUGGCGUCGUCCGACGGCGAGAUGGACAGCGAGGACGAGGCGGCGGCUGCGAUUGGCGUCGAGAGCGAAGCUGCGUCCACCCAGCCGAGCGCCGACCAUUCCAGCAAAGCUGGUGAAGCUGUCGAGACCAAGGUUGCGGAGGGUGAUGCAGCGAUGGAGGAUGGCACGGCGGGAACGUCAUCGGACGAAGACGAGGCCGAGGACCAAGUGCAAUCCGUCCCCUCUAGUCGCAGACGCAGUGCUGCCAAGUUGGCCGAAUCCGACACUCGCACUGCGGAUUCCCGCGCUAGCGCCUCUCGCACAGCAGCAGUCAAGAGCGAACCCUCGCGCACAUCGACACCCCCCUCGGCGAUGAGCGAGCGCAGCAAGGCGGCCAAACGCAAGCAGGCCCAGGUGCUGAGUAUGCUGCUGACGGAGGUGUCGAACCACACGCACGGCAACCUCUUCCACGCACCCAUCAAGGAGCAAGAUGCACCGGACUACUAUACGCUCAUCAAGCAGCCGCUCGACAUCAAGACGAUCAAGGCGCGCAUCAAGGAGGGUUCGAUUGGGACGCCCAAACAGCUGCGCAAGGCGCUCAACCUCAUGUUCGCCAACAGUCUGCUGUACAACCGCCCGGGGACCGAGGUGCAUCGUAUGGCCACGGAGAUGUCUGCUGCCAGCGAGGACAUCUUUCGGCGGUUCGAAGGCACGCAGCGCUUCUAA